UACACACAGAUACGUGUACAUACAAAGAAAUACACAUACACGGACACAUGUACAUACACGCACACAUGCAGACACACACGCAGACACAUGUACAGAUACACACAAGUACGUACACACAUCCCCCCCCCCAUAAAAAGUUGCAGUACUUUAUUGUUCACUCACAGAUACGGGUACUGCACUCUAGGGGGAGGCAGAGAGCACAGCACACACUCCUUUCUUGCUUUCACUACGCUCAGCUAUUGAGCAGUCUGACAGCUUGCAGUGCCAAUGACAGAUCCGGCCUGAGCUCCGAGCCUGCUCAGCAAGACGGUCCUGAGGGACACACUCGCCCCCACCAUAAUUUCCACUCGCCAUUGGCAAGCAGGUGAUUGGAAAUUUCAAGCCCUGCUAUAAGUCA
Staurois parvus is the source of this 397-nucleotide messenger RNA. NCBI's taxonomy places the organism in Eukaryota, Metazoa, Chordata, Amphibia, Anura, Ranidae. The record is from the annotation of a GenBank genome assembly.